Messenger RNA from Benincasa hispida (wax gourd), 381 nucleotides. Lineage: Eukaryota; Viridiplantae; Streptophyta; Magnoliopsida; Cucurbitales; Cucurbitaceae. The record is from RefSeq and is a predicted model, not a curated record.
AUGUCGGAUCUCAAGGCUGCUCCUUUACCAAGCAUAAUGAAUAAACAGUUGUCUCUUAACAGCGACACUCCUCUUACCGAUCCCUUAUUGUAUCGUAGUACCAUCGGGGCCCUUCAAUAUCUCACAAACACUCGACCGGACAUCACAUUCAUGGUAAACCAACUUAGUCAGUUUCUGAAAUGUUUUACCGAUACUCAUUGGGCUGCUGUAAAACGACUCAUUCGCUAUCUUAGCGGCACCAAGCAUUAUGGCUUCUGUAUUCAACCAAACUCUGAUCUGUCCAUUUCAGCAUUUUCUAAUGUUGACUGGGCAGCAAAUGUAGAUGACCGAAAAUCCAUCGCUGCUUAUUGUGUUUUUAUUGGUGGCACACUUGUAUCUUAG